Molecule: messenger RNA, 969 nt
Organism: Chrysoperla carnea
Lineage: Eukaryota; Metazoa; Arthropoda; Insecta; Neuroptera; Chrysopidae
Product: zinc finger protein 253-like
Exons: 3
Coding region: 1-969 (322 amino acids)
Biological process (GO): regulation of transcription by RNA polymerase II
Molecular function (GO): DNA-binding transcription factor activity; RNA polymerase II cis-regulatory region sequence-specific DNA binding
Source: RefSeq, a predicted model, not a curated record
AUGAACAUGGAAUUACAAGAUCAAUCGUUAAUCAAAGUUGAAGAUAUUAAAGUAGAACAAUUACCUAUGGAUAUAAUAAUUAAAGAAGAAACUUUUAUGGAAAACUUCGAAGAAAUUAAUGGAAUCGAUUGUAAUUUACUAAAUGAUGGAAUAAUAACUAAACAAUUGCAUACGGAUAUAAUAAUUAAACAAGAAUCAGUUGUGGGAAUUUUCGAAGAAGUUACUGUAAUUAAUAGUAAUUUAAUAAAAGAUGAAAUUGAUACUGGAGAAAACCUAUUUUCAUGUGAUGAUUGUGAUGAAAAAUUUACUCAACAAAACACUUUAGAUCAACACAAAAUAUUGCACAUUGACGAAAAACCAUUUUCAUGUGAUAUCUUUUUACAUAAGCGUAUUCAUUCUAAAAGUCCGCAAUACGCAUGCGAUCUUUGUAAAAAAGCAUUUCAUAAGCGAAAUGGUUUAGUUCUACAUAAACGUACCCAUACUGAAAAGAAAACGAACUUAAAUCAACAAAAAAGAAUACACACAGUAGAGAAACUAUUUCAAUGUGAUGUUUGUAGUAAAAAAUUUACUUGGCAAAGCCAUUUAGAAACACAUAAAGUCUUACAUAUUGAAGAAGAACCGUUUACAUGUGAUAUUUGUAAUCAAAACUUUAAACGGCAAAGAGAUUUAGAUCAACACAAAAGAAUUCACACAGAAGAAAAAACAUUCGAAUAUUAUCACAAAAGAACUCACAUUGAAGGAAAAAGUUUAACACAGCAUAAACACUUUCACAUUGACGAAAACUUAUCUCAUGACACUGAAGAAAAAUCAUCAUUUCCAUGUGAUAUUGGUGAUAAAACAUUUUCUGGCAGUUUAAUUAAACAAAACGAUAAUCACAGAACAGAAUUUUCAUGUGAUGUUUGUGAUAAAACUUUUACAAAUGCUAUUCCUUUAGCUUUACACAAACGAUUUCAUAAAAUGCUUGGCUAA